UCCUCUCUUCCUACUUUCUCUCUCAAGGACUAUCGUCGUAGAUCUUGUUCAGAAACCGCAAAUCUAGGGAAUUCCUCUGCUAAUCCACUGAAUCGUUACUCUUCUACUUCGUCUUCAACCUCUGGAUCUUCUCUGUACAUCAAAAAGUUUGAUCCCUUUUCCGAUGAUAGUGGAAUUGAAGAACUGAAUCAAGAUGCCGUGGACGUCAUCUCUUGCUAAUUACAACAGUAAAUGUGUUCGCUUGGUGGUGUUCUUUCGCGUUAUUCUGUAAUUUGAUCUAUUUUGUUUCACUUGCCACUGCAGGUGAGCUUCCAUUGGAGUUUUAUUCUUUUUGAGAAUUCGCUUGUUGGGUUUUCGAAUUUAAAGCUGGUUGGAGGAGUGAGAAUGUUCAUUGCAGUAACCAUCAAAAGAUAUCGAGCUGUUAAAGAAGUUGGAAAGAUUAAAAUGAGUGUUGGGAUCAUUGCUUACUACCAAGUGAUGCAAGUUUGCCAGGCUGAAUACUUUCGUCAGUUGCUCAAACCUGUCACGUAGUCUGAUAUUUUCCAAACCAUCGGACUUUGGGAUUUGGGACGGACUGCCAUCUGGCUUUGUUCAUACAUAAAAAGGCAGUAAUAGUGUUUAGCUCUUCUGACCUGAGUGGCAAUACCCUCACUCACUGCAUAGUCUUGUGAUCACGUUAGGAACCUCAAAAUCCAGUUGAAAUCUAAUAAUUGUCCACUCACAAAGCUGAAAAUCCAUCUUUCCUACUUUCCUUCUUUUAAUACAAUCCUGAUGCAGAACGACAACCAAUUUUACCCUGAAAUGAAGGCACCUCCCCUUGAGUAUCAAAUGGGUAACAAUUAUAUGCAUAUCCCUGUUGCACCUGCUUUUGGUGCAGAUUUACCUCCAGGUCCCAUGCACAUGAAACACUUUCAUGGCAUCGAGUUUCAACCCUCUGAAGUUUGCCCCAGGAAUUUCAUUAUCUUCGACCAGACUGAUCAUCGCAGUCAGAUCAUGUUCCACCCUGCAAUUGCACACAAAUUUAGUAGUCCUGGUUUAAACAUGGGUACAGCUUAUGUCCCCAGCAAUUUUGGAGGAAAAGAGACAAAUAUUGAAGCCAGAGAAAUAUCAUCUACUCUUAGAGAGGAUUCAGAUGAUAUUGAUGCAUUGCUGAGCUUGGAAGAGGAAGAACAAAAAUAUGAUGAGGAAGAGGUAAGCACAGCGCGGACUUAUGGCAAUUACGGAAGCUCGUCACCUGAAUCUUGUUCCAAUUAUGGUUCAAAGACCAAGAAGAACAGAUCAUCUUCUUCAAUUCAUAGGUCUUCUGACGGUGCUAGUAGCAGCUGCAAUGAUGAAAGGAAACGACAGAAAAUGAAGAAGAUGGUGAGGGCACUGAAAGGGAUUGUACCUGGUGGCAAUCAAAUGACUACUGUCACUGUUCUAGACGAAGCUGUUCAGUACUUGAAGUCUCUCAAGGUUGAAGUUCAGAAGCUUGGAGUUGGUAAUUUAAGGGAUUGAGCUUUGAAGUAUGUUGUGGUGAAUGGUAAUUGCUAUCGAACUCUCUUUGUUUCUACUAUUGCAGUUAUGGUGUGUUAGUUUUUUCUCUCUUCCACUAUCUCCCUCUCCCCCUCUACAGGUCGGCUUGAUGAAAAUAAAAACAGCUGGUAUUCAGCACCAUGGUUCAAUUCCGAAAUUCCAGUCGUCAAAGGGGUAUACCAAUUUGAGACUGCAUCCCAUUGUUGGGCCUGUUGAGAAGUGUGGAGAUAGUUAAGUUUGAUCCAAGGAGUCUAUAUGUAAUAUUUAAUCUCUUUUCUAGUUGCAAACGUAAUUACGUACUGUGUGUUGCCACUACUCUCGACUACUAUAUACUUGUGCCCUCUUUUUUUAAGUACUUGGAAUGAUAAAUAAUUUCCUUCAAUAUUUGGUUACUAAUGCUUAUUGCUUUUGACUCCA
Morus notabilis is the source of this 1932-nucleotide messenger RNA. RefSeq names its product transcription factor bHLH144. Bases 772 to 1497 code for a protein of 241 amino acids. The transcript is spliced from 4 exons. Gene Ontology annotation, molecular function: protein dimerization activity. NCBI's taxonomy places the organism in Eukaryota, Viridiplantae, Streptophyta, Magnoliopsida, Rosales, Moraceae. The record is from RefSeq and is a predicted model, not a curated record.